AUGCAGUAUGAGCCACUCAGCGACCCGUUGCUCCCUGGUCAGGUGCUACCUCCUUGGGCGAGGGACAAGUUGAGUGCCGAGUCGAAAGAAUGUAUCUCGCGAUUAUUGGCACAUGAGCCCUCGCCGACACGAGACUGUGGGAUGGUGAAGCAGUCGGCUGUCCUGGUCGCUCUAUUUCAGCCGGAAGGCUGUGAUGAGCUUCGAGUCCUGCUUACGACCAGAGCAAAAACUAUGCGGACACAUCCGAAUCAGACUGCUCUCCCAGGUGGCAGGGUGGAUCAGGAGGACCAUUCACCCGUUCACACAGCGUACAGAGAAGCGAACGAGGAAGUAGGACUCCCUCUACCACCUCAUCCUCAUAUCCACCACCUCACAGUCCUGGACCCUCUGAUAACUAUUCUGCCUCUCAACGCCGCACUCCGGAAUCACAUCAUCGUCAUACCGGUGAUAUGCUUCAUCUCCGACCAACGGCUCAUCUCUUCGCUGGUACCGAGCCCGAGCGAAGUUGGGCACAUCUUUUCUCAUCGGCUGAAGAGUUGUCAUUCUGGUAUCGUGCCGGAAAACGAGUUUGCCAGUCUAGCGGAGAAAGACGGCGAGUGGUGGCCGCAUCCAGAGGACAUGCAUUCACAAGAUAAUCGUUUGGGGGUGAUGGGUCCUUAUCGGAUGCAUCGUUUCCGCACAACUCACUCCCCAAUCAAGGGAGUCACAUCCGACGUCCUCAUCAACACAGCCACACUGGCUUAUGGCACGCCGCCGUCAUUUACUCGCUUCGCACCUGGACAGUUGUCCUCGGAACAGGUCAUCGAACGGGUCGUCGCUGAGCUACCACUCGCACUUGCCAAAGAAAGCGCAUUGUCGCCAGAGGAAAGGACCGGACUCAAGGCAUUGCCUUUGGAAUGGGGCAAUCUUGAAUCCGGCGAGCGAGUGAAGAGUGGUGAGACCUGGCAUGAUAGAGUAUAA
Kockovaella imperatae is the source of this 960-nucleotide messenger RNA. RefSeq lists its product as hypothetical. Gene Ontology annotation, biological process: coenzyme A catabolic process. Lineage: Eukaryota; Fungi; Basidiomycota; Tremellomycetes; Tremellales; Cuniculitremaceae. Gene Ontology annotation, molecular function: coenzyme A diphosphatase activity; acetyl-CoA hydrolase activity. The record is from RefSeq and is a predicted model, not a curated record. The transcript has 10 exons. The coding region runs from base 1 to 960 and encodes 319 amino acids.